AUGGCACACGAUCAUGGACUAGAUGCUGCUGGUCUAGUAGAUUCGAAAAAACUUUAUGGUGGAAUGGGGCUUGAAGGUAGUGGUGUUGGAAAUGAGGCAGAUUUUGAAGUUGGUUCUGGUGAGCAAGAAGGUAUAGCUAAUGAAGAUUCAGGUGCGGAAGGGUCACAACCUCAAUUAAGUGAGGAUGUUAUUCCUACUGCAAUAGUUAUUAAGAAUAUACCUUUUGCGAUUAAAAAGGAGCAAUUAUUGGACGUAAUUGCUAAGAUGGACUUACCCCUACCAUAUGCCUUUAAUUAUCAUUUUGAUAACGGUGUAUUUCGGGGUUUGGCAUUUGCUAAUUUUACCACCACUGAAGAAACUACUCAAGUUGUUCAGAAUUUGAAUGGUAAGGAGAUUGGUAGCCGGAGGUUGCGGGUGGAGUAUAAGAAGAUGCUACCUCAGGCUGAACGUGAACGUAUUGAAAGGGAGAAAAGAGAGAAACGUGGCCAGUUGGAAGAACAACACCGUUCUGUUUCCAACGUAUCUUUGCAAUCCUUGGGGAAGCUUCCAUCUGAGGGAGUGAUUUCUGGUGCUGGAUCGAACAUUCAGUUGUUCAACAACUUUUCCAGUGGCCAAGCGAAUGGUAACUCCAACCUUCAAUCGGUGCCUGCUCCUGGUCUGCUAUCAGCCCAGAGUACUGCUGCUUCUAUAAACUUACCAAAACAGCAAUCUAUGGCGCCAGUCACUGAAAGAUAUUAUAUUCCUUUGCCUUCUACUUCUAAUCUGCCUUUACCUCCACAACAGUUGGACUUUAACGAUCCUGAUAUCUUGGAAAUGUACUCCCAAUUACUAUUGUUUAAGGAUAAGGAAAAGCAGUAUCACGAACUCGCUUAUCCAACCGGGCUGUCAGCUGCUCAGAAACGUGUCAUCAACGUGUUGUGCUCUUUCUUGGGUUUGGUAGAAGUCUACGAUCCCAGUUUUAUCAUUAUCAGGAGAAAGGUGCUGGAUAAUGCUACUUUGCAGUCCCAUUUGCAGCAACAAGGCCAGAUGACUAUGAUGCAACCUCUUCAGGCCAAUUCUACAGGUGGCUCUUUGCAGAGAUCUCAGUCUUACACUAGUAUACUACAGGCUCAUGCGGCUGCUACAGUUGCUGCUGUCCAGCAGCAACAGCAACAGCAGCAACAGCAGCAACAGCAACAGCAAAGACACCAGAUACCAUCCCAGCAGUCUCAGCAAGCACAAGUGCUGCAUCAACAGCCUCCACCUUCUCCAGGCCAAAUUUUGUCCCAUCCCCUUGCAUCCUACGAUAAUUUGACCUCUGCUCAACAACAAUUGCUGAGGCCCCAGGGUCCUGCUACGUCUUCCUUGUUACAGAACAGGAUUCCAUCCGGUUACACUACCUCCCACACUCCCUCUUCUUCUCUGUUAAGACAACACGGCGUUUCUCCACCGCAGAAUCAUGUCCCAACAAACUCUACUUCUACUCCUGGUAGAAUGAACAAUUUGUUAUACAAUCACCCAAAUUUAUCUCAACCAACUACCCCAAGUUUGAUGAGCGACGGAAGACUCCCCCCAGGACUACAGUCCAUUGACAAUAACGGAUCCGCUAACAGCACUUCUCACAAUGGGUCCACCGCCCCCCUGGUACCUCAAGACACUAACGGCAGCAUCCACUCUAACUAUUCCGUCCAAUCCAUCCACGAUUAUGUCCCAAUCGUCUCUGCUGGCAAUGCUGACAUAAACUCCUUGGAAGACGGCCUAACUAGGAGCUUGAGCGGAUUGGAUUUAGGAAAGAGAAAUGUCUGGGGCUAA
Eremothecium sinecaudum is the source of this 1791-nucleotide messenger RNA. It is a transcript of the gene PIN4, whose product is annotated as Pin4p. The transcript has a single exon. The coding region runs from base 1 to 1791 and encodes 596 amino acids. The record is from RefSeq and is a predicted model, not a curated record. Lineage: Eukaryota; Fungi; Ascomycota; Saccharomycetes; Saccharomycetales; Saccharomycetaceae. Gene Ontology annotation, molecular function: mRNA binding. Gene Ontology annotation, cellular component: cytoplasm; nucleus.